AUGCGUUCCACCUUUCUUUCUCUGGCGCUUUUGCCGUUCUACGCGAUCGCUCAGGACCCAGCUAUUCCCGAUGCUGCUCCUACAACCACCACUUCCGAUGCCUUUGUCGCUCCUGUCGUUGACGUCUCCACUGAUGUCGGUGUAGAGCAGCAGCCUACAACGACUGAUGCCAUCGUCGCGCCCGUUGUUCAAGACACAACCACUCAACAACCUAUCAUCCAGGACACUACUACACAACUGCCUGUCCCCGUCCAAGACACCACCACUCAGCAGCCUAUCAUCCAGGACACCACUACACAAUUACCGGUCCCCGUUCAAGACACUACGACAGAGCUGCCGCCUCCUGUUGUGGACACCACAACUGGGCCAGCUCCCGUCAUUGACACCACCACACAGCCCAUCAACGAGACUCCGGGCCCAGAGACUACUCAGGAUGUCGCCGAGACCACUGGAACUGAGUUGCCCGUGAUCCCAGACACAACCACCCAAUUGCCCGUAGUUCAGGAUACUACAACUCAGGCACCCGUGAUUCAGGACACGACAACCGAUGUUCCUGUGAUCCCCGACACCACGACUGAGUUGCCUGUGGUCCAAGACACAACUACCCAGUUGCCUGUGGUUCCGGACACCACAACUGAUCUACCUGUGAACCAGGAUACGACGACUGAUGUGCCUGUGAUCCAAGACACGACCACUCAAUUGCCUGUCAUUCAAGACACUACAACUGAGGUGCCUCCUCCUGCCGAGACCACUACCCAGCAGGCUCCUAUCCAAGAGACAACAACAGCCGCCCAGCAGCCUGCCGAGACCACUCAAGCCCAGGAUCCUCAACCCACAACCAAGGCUGAGGAGAACGAGCCUAAGACUACUGAGAAGAAUGAUGACGACCCUGUCAUCACACAAGCCCCUGUCCCCACAACCGCACCACCUGAAGCCACCUCCAGCGUCUCCUCUGUCUCUUCCCAAGUCGCUGCCCUUAUUCCUGUCAUCAACAAGUGGAAGGAUGACCCUGAGAGCCUCAAGGAUCAGACUAACAAGGAGGUUGAGGAUACCCGUGACGACAUCAUCGCCGUUAUUGUUCUUCUCGGCGGUAAGCCCGAUAUUGGCUGUUCUACCAAGAAGAGAGGUCUGCUCGGUGCUAUCGGCGAUGUCAUCAACAAGCUCGCUUGUAUGGCCAAGGACCUCACUGAGAUCUCCGGAGGUAUCAUUGCCGGCAACGUCCCUGCUGUCACAGGCGUCAUUCCUGGUGUCCAGAGCAGCAACAAUGAACUAACCGAGGAAGAGAACGACGACGACGAUGAUGACAAGACAGAGGAAAAGAGUGAAGAGGAGUCCACUAAGCAGGAGGAGUCUACCAAGGAGGAGUCUACCACCCAAGCCCCUACCACCACCGAAGCCCCUACCAGCACGGAGGAAUCUACAACCACCACUGAGGCUACCACCACAGGCGAGUAUCUUCCUUGUGGCUCCGACACUUGCGGUGGCGGCGAUGCCUGCCCUAUGAACGCUGGUCCUCUGAGCGGUGCCCAGAUGGCUGUACAGGCUACCGGACCUAGCGAUUGUGAUGAUAUCCCUACCACUACAACUGAGGGAGAUCUUCCUACUGCACCCGGCAACUUCGGCGGCUUUUCCGUGACUGAUCCUACAGCCCGCCCUGAGUCACAGCCUGUGAGGCGUUCCGAUUCACUUAAGAAGCAUUCCAUCUACGCCGACUCUGGUUCACAGCAUGCUAAGCGGUCUAUCUAUGCCCGCUUCGCCGAUGAUACAAGCCCUAACCCUAACUAUGUGUCGCAAUUGACUCCUGCUUGGGUCAGUCAAGUCGGAGACACGUCCGGGCAAUGGUUCGAUUUCCCCCAGGCAGGCGUCGCUGCCGCUGGUGUCAACGGCAUCUAUGGCUGUACCGCUGUUAUUAUCGUGUCCGAGAGGGGUGUCUAUCUAUCGCACAUUUGGGAAAAUCCCGUUUUUAUCGAUAUCGAUUGGAAUAACACCCCCGACGACCAAUUUGACCGCAACGCCUUCCAAGCCCUCCGUGAUGGUACCGUCAACGCGCAAAGCGUCGUGGGUCUCAUCGGCACCGAUGCUGCCCCUGGGCCCCUGAAUGCCAUUUACUCCCCCAAGGUCUUCGUUCUGACGCCUUUCACAAAUCAAUUCUUCGACCCCACGGGCGUCACAACAACACUCCGUUAUCAAGACCGUGCCCAGGCCUUGGCUAAUAACCUGGCCCGCGUGAUUCCAGGAUCCGGCGGCCAGGGAUACCUGCUAGGCUACACACGUACCAAUCAGGCCCUAUCGACCGCUCAGAACGGUUAUGCUGGGCGUGCGAUUGUGGAGGUUGAUAUGCUCGAGAGGGUACUCACGACCCCUAACGCGCCUCAGGGUAGUCUAGGUCUCGCUGUGGCUCGAUGGAGACUUUGGGUCGAGGAUCAGAUCGUCACCUCGCAGGACUUCUGGAUCCCUGAUUACAAUCUCCGGAAACGUGAGGACAACCCCAACCAAGAGUGUUUGGUCAUCGGAGACUCUACUGCCACUUCUGCCGGACCUACAACAGAAGCUACAUCCGCUGUUGAGACCACUGAGGCCAAGACGGAAGAGACCACCAAGGCCGAGGAGACGACUUCCGCUGUUGAGACUACCAAGGCCGAGGAAACCACCAAGGUUGAGGAGACUACUACAGCUGAAGAGACCACUCCCAAGGAGACCUCAGUUGAGACUACACCAAAUGUACCCACCACAGCCGAUGAGACAACCACCAAGCCCCCAACCACUCUUCGAACCUCUUUCAUCACCACCACCUCGGCCCCCGAUACCACUGCGGCUGCCGAAACCACAACCACGGGAGAUUCUUACACUGGCCCUUACUAUUGUGCCAACAAGGGUGGUCCCAACGUUGCCACUCCUCACUGCCAAUGCUCUACUACCACCGAAGGCCAGUCGUUCUACACCACCGCUCCCCUCAUCUCAGGCCAGUGUCACUACUACCACAGCUACCCUGCCUCGGUCACCCUCGCACCUACUGAAGCUCCCGCUCCUCCUGAGCCCACCCCCUUUACCACUACUAAGGACGACGGUGCCAUUCUGGCCUACCCUGACCAGACCGUUGUGGUUGGCAACUACCCUGGUGGAAGCUACACCCGCGUCGAGGGCUCUGGUGAUGCCUCCACCAUUCGACCUGCAGACCCUGUGGAAACCGAUGCCAACAACAAGGGUGCCGGUCCCUGUAGGUCUAUCGACGAUGCAUGUGACCGCGCCAUUGGUAACUUUAAGGACGACGUCAUCUAUACCGAGUUCGCCUCUUACUACGCGCGAUUCAACAGCGGCAUCCUCGUCGCUCUCACUUUCGGCCAGGCUGGCUGUGUUGUUGAAUUUGACUGUGAUGAUUGGAGUGUAGGUGGUCUGAACGGAAAGCAGAUCAAGGAUGCAUACCAGGGCCUCAAGGACAACAAUGGUGUGAGCAAGUGUGGCUCUGGUUACUACUCCAACACUUGUCGUGUUACUGCCAACUACUGUACCAACUGUAACGAACGUCAUCAAAAGAUUGACUAA
Molecule: messenger RNA, 3543 nt
Organism: Fusarium sp. VM40
Lineage: Eukaryota; Fungi; Ascomycota; Sordariomycetes; Hypocreales; Nectriaceae
Source: the annotation of a GenBank genome assembly